Numida meleagris (helmeted guineafowl) is the source of this 9650-nucleotide messenger RNA. RefSeq names its product C-type lectin domain containing 16A (gene CLEC16A). The coding region runs from base 138 to 3374 and encodes 1078 amino acids. Lineage: Eukaryota; Metazoa; Chordata; Aves; Galliformes; Numididae. The record is from RefSeq and is a predicted model, not a curated record. Gene Ontology annotation, cellular component: endolysosome membrane; late endosome. The transcript has 24 exons. Gene Ontology annotation, biological process: endosome to lysosome transport; regulation of autophagosome maturation; endosomal transport.
CGGCGUGCUCCGGCCGCGCGUGCGCACGGGCGUUGUCGCGCGCCGGUGGCCGUCAGCGCCGGGCUGCUCGGUACGCGGCCUCCGCCGCCCGUCCCCGCGGGGCCAUGAGGCGAUAGAGCCCGCCGUUCGCCGCCAGCAUGUUCGGCCGCUCCCGGAGCUGGGUGGGCGGCGGGCACGGGAAGGCCGCCCGCAGCAUUCACUCCUUGGACCACCUCAAGUACAUGUAUCACGUCUUGACUAAGAACACAACGGUGACAGACCACAACCGCAAUCUCCUGGUGGAGACCAUUCGUUCUAUAACAGAGAUCCUUAUAUGGGGGGACCAGAAUGACAGCUCGGUGUUUGACUUCUUCUUGGAGAAGAAUAUGUUUGUUUUCUUCUUGAACAUCCUGCGUCAGAAGUCCGGCCGUUACGUGUGCGUGCAGCUGCUGCAGACUCUGAACAUCCUUUUUGAGAACAUCAGUCAUGAAACAUCGCUGUACUACUUGCUGUCUAAUAACUAUGUGAAUUCUAUUAUUGUCCACAAAUUUGACUUUUCUGAUGAGGAGAUUAUGGCGUAUUACAUAUCAUUUUUGAAAACUCUUUCCCUGAAACUCAACAAUCACACUGUGCAUUUCUUUUACAACGAGCACACGAAUGACUUCGCUUUGUACACAGAAGCCAUUAAAUUUUUUAACCACCCAGAAAGCAUGGUCAGGAUUGCAGUUAGGACUAUAACUUUAAACGUCUAUAAAGUGGACAACCAACCUAUGCUGCAUUACAUUAGAGAUAAAACUGCGGUCCCUUAUUUCUCCAACCUUGUCUGGUUUAUUGGGAGCCAUGUGAUUGAACUGGAUAACUGUGUGCAGACUGAUGAAGAGCACAGGAAUAGGGGCAAGCUGAGUGACCUGGUGGCAGAACAUCUCGAUCAUUUGCAUUACCUUAAUGAUAUACUUAUCAUUAAUUGUGAAUUUUUAAAUGAUGUGCUGACAGACCACCUACUUAAUAGGCUCUUUCUUCCCCUUUAUGUGUAUUCAUUAGUAAAUCAGGAUGAGGGUGGAGAACGUCCAAAAAUAAGUCUCCAAGUUUCUCUCUAUCUUCUUUCUCAAGUUUUUCUUAUUAUACAUUAUGCCCCCUUGGUGAAUUCACUGGCUGAGGUUAUACUUAAUGGUGACCUGUCGGUGUUUUCUUCUAAAGUUGAGCAAGAUAUUCAGAAAAACUCAGCGAAGUCAAGUAUCAGAUGUUUCAUAAAACCAACAGAAACACUUGAGAGGUCUCUUGAAAUUAAUAAACAGAAGGGGAAGAAGAGAGUGCAGAAAAGACCCAACUAUAAAAACGUUGGUGAAGAAGAUGAAGAGGAAAGACAAUCUGAAGAUACCCAAGAUGACCUAGAUAAAACUAAAAGUACAGAAGCAAGUUCAAAGGGCAUCAGAACAAGCAGUGAAAAUGAAGAAAUAGAGAUGGUAAUCAUGGAGAGAUGCAAACUCUCAGAAUUGUCCAUCUCUGCUGUGACAGAGCAGAAUACAACAGAUGAAGAAAAGAGUGCUGCUGCCUCUGGAAGUGAGAUAACAAACUGGAACAGGCCUUUUCUUGAUAUGGUCUAUAAUGCGCUGGACUGUGCUGAAGAUGAUUACUACGCCCUCUUUGUGCUCUGUCUUCUGUAUGCGAUGUCGCACAAUAAAGGCAUUGACCCAGUCAAGCUGGAGAGAAUUCAACUUCCUGCUCAACAAGCUGAAGAGAGAAAUUCAUAUAAUCAUGUACUUGCAGAAGGGCUCAUCAGAAUAAUGAAUUAUGCUGCACAGCCAGAUGGAAAAAUCCGUUUGGCAACUCUAGAACUUGGCUGUCUGUUGCUGAAGCAGCUUGUGUUUUCUAAAAAUGGCAGCAUAAUAAAAGAUGUUCACCUUGCAUGCCUUGAGGGUGCCAGAGAAGAAAGCGUUCAUCUCCUUCGCCGUUUCUAUAAGGGAGAAGAAAUUUUUCUGGAUAUGUUUGAAGAUGAAUAUCGGAGUAUGACAAUUAAGCCCAUGAAUGUGGAGUACUUGAUGAUGGAUGCCUCAAUUCUGUUGCCUCCAACAGGAACACCACUGACUGGCAUUGAUUUUGUGAAAAGAUUGCCUUGUGGAGAUGUGGAAAGAACACGAAGAGCGAUCAGAGUUUUCUUUAUGCUUCGUUCGUUAUCAUUGCACUUGCGAGGCGAGCCAGAAACUCAGUUACCACUGACAAGGGAGGAAGAUCUGAUAAAAACAGAUGAUGUUCUCGACUUGAAUAACAGCGAUCUAAUUGCUUGUACGGUCAUGACAAAGGAUGGAGGUCAAGUUCAAAGGUUCCUGGCUGUGGAUAUUUACCAGAUGAGUCUGGUUGAGCCAGAUGUUGCCAGACUUGGUUGGGGAGUAGUUAAGUUUGCAGGCCUUUUACAGGAUAUGCAGGUGACAGGAGUAGAAGAUGAUAGUAGAGCUCUGAACAUUAUAAUUCAUAAGCCUGCCUCAAGUCCUCAUUCUAAGCCCUUCCCUAUCCUUCAAGCUACAUUUGUUUUUUCUGAUCACAUUCGCUGCAUUAUUGCAAAGCAGCGUCUUGCAAAAGGCCGUAUCCAAGCUCGGCGUAUGAAAAUGCAGAGAAUAGCAGCUCUCCUGGAUCUUCCUGUUCAGCCUUCAAAUGAAGUUAUGGGUUUUGGACACAGCUCUGCAGCUGCAUCCCAGCACCUUCCAUUUAGAUUUUAUGAUCAUGCACGACGUGGUAGCAGUGAUCCUACAGUGCAACGUUCUGUUUUUGCAUCUGUUGACAAAGUUCCAGGCUUUGCUGUAGCCCAGUGUAUAAAUCAGCACCAUCCAUCACCGCUCUCAUCACCGUCGCCGUCCAGUGGCAGUGGGAGUACAGGGCGCUGUGAUUCAGUGGCUGCAAGCUCAACUUCCACUCCUUCUGUUGCACAGAGCCCAUCAGGUCUGGCAGGAAAGGACGACGGCGGGUGUUUAGUCUGUCGGAGGCUGACAGUCACGGUGGACACUGGGUUUAGGUCUUCAAGCAGCAGCUGCAACCGAAACUCACGCAAUAUCCAAUCAGAUGACUCUUCAGCUCCAGAGCAGCCCCGCACGACCGUUUCUGGUCAGAUGAUGUUGACUGAUGAAACUCUUUCAGCUGUCUCAAAAUCGAGCAAGAAUGCUGUAAAAAACAGCGACGUAGAAACAGCAAACCUGUCCCCUAGCCUGAUUCCUGCACAGCAGCCCACAAUAUCAUUAAUAUCAGAUGACAAUACAGAUGCACUAAGUGUAGAGUCACUUACACUGGUCCCACCGGUCGAUUCACACAGUAUUCGUACGUUCAGCUGCAUUCCUCAGCCAUCUUUGCAGUCUGAGCUUGAAGUUUGCAAGGUAGAAGAGAGAGAAGAAGAAUGUUCUGACUAAUUCUUCCCACAGACCGUGAUAAACAGUGACGCAAAUUAACCAAAUUCUUCAUUGUUUUUUUUCUUUGGGAGCGCAAGAUAUUUCCUGAAGCAUCAGGGACAUCUGGUCUGCAAGAAGAGGCCCAGUGAUGAAAGAAUGUGGGCAGCUUUUAGAAUAAGCAUCAGAUGUUUGGCAUAUUUAAACUAGGGGGAAAAAAGAAACUGGAUUGGAUAUUUCCCUACCUAUUUCUGUUGUACAAGAGCACUUACUUCCUUCGUGUUAUCAAAUAAAGCUCCAGCUGCAGUAACCUAAUUGUAAAAGACCUACAGUGUUAUGGCAAAGUGAAGAAAUUUUUGGAUACCCGACUUCAAGAUGUUGCAUUGCUACUUCUUUCAAACUGGAGACAUACUGUUCACCAGGAAAAAGUGUAAAUUAUAGUGCAAAGAUUCCGUUUCCAUUUGUUUCAUUGUUGUUUUUUAUUCUGAUCUCAUUCAGCUUUCGGAGGCCUCUACAAUACCAGCAGGCUCGGUCCCUUUCUGUGUUGGAGUCCUGUGAAUACAAAGUUCAAUGCUUUCUUUUCCAUGUGUAAUAUUUAUUUCAAAGUCUAAUUCAAAGCAAGAUACAUCUAAAAAAUAUUUUUUUCAUAAAGUAAAACUCUGAAACUUAAUAUGACAAAUGCUUAGUCACGUUAUUGCAAGGAAUUUUUAAAACAUUUUUAGUCUUUGCUUAACCAGCUACAAAGAUAUGAAAUAUUUUAAUAUCUACUGCUUGUUUGCUCACUUCUGACAGUCAGAUUGCUACACGUCUGAGGAAUGAUGGUAUGAUGAUACCCUUUCUACUGAAGGACAGCUAGAGGCAGACAGAGGCAGUUUUACUCUUCAAGAGGUUUGGGGGGUUUUGUUAUUGGAGGUUUUUCUUGUUGGUUUCUUUUUUGUCUGUUUGUUUGCUUUUCAUCUUCAUGUAGGAAUAAUUCCAGUAAUUAACUUUUCAAGUCUGAAAAUGAAAGGGAAAGCUUUUGUGGUUUUUUUUUUCCUAUCUGAGAGAGUAUCACCAUAGGAAAUUACAGCGUAAAAGUGAUUCUGAGUUUGUUUGCCUUGUUUUGCCUCACAGAUCCUGAUUCUGAUUUGACAGUAAGGAAUGAAGAAAUGUGGAUUAAAGUUUGGAAUGCUCUUUGCUGAUUUUAUACGUGAUUUACCAUGAAUGGUAAAUUUAAGCUUUCUGAUCAAUUUCCAUGCGUAUUAAUUUAAGCUGGUAGAAAAAAGCAGAGUGUCAUUAUUGGUCUGCGUAUUACACUGAGUGCGCUCUGGCUGUCAAACAUUGAAGUCUACUAUAAACUUGCUGGUGUGAUUUCCAUCAUCAGUGCAAUCUGUUUCCUGGUUCUGCCUCUACUAACAUUGAUUUCUUAUCAAAUGAGUGAAUCUGAAAAGUUCUUGCCUCCUUUCCCAUCUUAAUGUACCUCUUCCUUGCUGUCAGGUGGAAUACUUGAAUUGAUUUAUAUAUUAUAUUUAUGAUAUUUAAUAAUCCAUGAGUGUAUCUUGACUCGCUUUUCCAUCUUUUCCUUUGAGUAAUAAUUUAAACUUUGUAAAACAUGUAUACAAGAUGCCUGCUAUUGAAAAACAGCAUUUUUUAAUUCCCUUGUUAGCUUUUUGCAUGCAGUUUUAUUGAUUUCUAGUUUUCUGUGGCUUCUAUUUUGUCUCAGAUUGAACCAGCAAAUAUUCUGACCAUUCCAGAGUGGCACGAACUCUAAAAUGAAAUCAGAGAAUUAGGUGUUCUUAACACUGCUAUGGGUGUAUGAUGGUGGGAAUUUGGCCUUGCUGGAGCAAGAGGCCAUGAUUUUGGGUUUAGCUUUUUUCCACGUGCUUAGGGUAGGUUUAUACUGCAGUCACUGUUGUGGCUAAUGUACGUGUAUCUGAACAAGUAGCAAUUUGGGCAGAAGGACCACAUAAAUAAUUUUUUAUUAGCUAAAUUUCCUGCAGUCUAGACUUCCUCCACUGUGUUGCAGCAUUACACUGUAGCCCCAGUAAUAUUCUGAAGAUCAUUAUAAAAAAUGAUGCCUUAAUUGGAAAGCAUUUUAUGUUAGCUGUUAACCUUAACUCUUGACCUGGAUUACAGAAAAUGCCACUGUGCGGGCUGAGUUCCCCUAAAUAGUAUUAAUUCUAGACAGGAAAACCUUGAUCUUUAUUUAUCUAAUUUAAAAUUCAGUUCUAGCAAGAUUAGGACCAUGCACAGGGGGACUUUUAACGGACAUGCAUAAUCUCAGCCUUGAGCCACACUGCACAAGAAAUGAUGAAAGAAAGGUGACUUUGUGCUUUUCAUUGCCUUGGAGUGGCUUUUCAAUCCCACGACCAAUUGUUUCCUGUGAAGCUCUCAGUAGACAACUGAGGUACUGUUAUUAGGAAAGUAUUAAUGGGUAUGUGUGUACAGGGUACGCUUCACGCUGCAGUACAAGACUUGAUAAUGUACAAGCUCUGGAGAUGCUGAAAUACGUGAUCUGGCAAUCUUAUCUCCAUGAGUAUGUUGUUACUAAUCUACAGUUCCUCGAAGAGUAUCGUAUCUGUCUCUAUCUUAUCAGAAAAACUCAAAGGCUAUUUCCUUAUCCUCAUUUCAGUGUAAAAAGGAAACUCGACCAAGAAAGCAUUAGCACAUCAGCCACAAAUACAUUUUCUUCUAAAACACAAGUUGAUGUGAGUCAGUGUAGCAUCACUCAGUUCAACCAAAUCCAAACUGCAAGUUGCAAAUGAGAGCAGCAGCUAAAUUGCUGACUGUUCUAAAGGCUCGCUCUUUUGGUGCAGUACUGCAGGCAAAAGGGGAGAAAAUGAGACAAAUGCUGAUAUGUUGUGAGGUGGUAAAUUCUCAGUGUGUUUUGUAGAGGCUGUGCCUAUCUUGAGCCAUAUUCUGAUAACAUAAAACAACUCGAUUAUUCUUUUCCUUUUGAGAAGAGACACCAAAGACAACAAGGCAUGCUGAAUGUUGCUUUAUUAUGUCGUGGUCUGUGUCGCAUUGUACUGAAUUUUACAGGAUGCCAGUUGCUCUAUCUGUUGCUGUCACUGCUCAGUCUCGGAGCCCCUUGCAGGUCUUGUUUUUCUGUCACCCAGUGGGCAGCACUGGACAAGGCUCUGGCUUUUCCUCUGCCACAGUGGCAGCAUGCAUUUGGUAAAGAAGAGCGUGGUCAGUUCCAGUGUCUGCCUCACUACUGGGUGAUGCUUGUAGUGUAAGACUUGUGUACCGUAAUUUCUUCCUUUUUGAAAUUCUUGGAUGUAGGAAGAAACCAAACAUUUUGCUUUCUGCCCUGUUUUUCACAAUCUAUAUGGGCUAAAACAAAUUGACUAGAAAUGCAGUCAUAUGUAUUAAUACUGGAGGCUGUACUUCAUGUGAAGUCAUUAUUUGUGCUGCAAAGAUUGUGCUCAUUCGUGUUCUUCAUAGCUAACUCAUAAAGUGAUUCUAUGAAUUCAUGAUGAACUGAAAUUCUGACUUCUGGUCCUUAAAUUAAGCUAACCUUAUAAACUUACACCUGUUAAACAAACUCCUUAAUGUUCUUUACUUUGUAGCACAGCUGGAAUUUUCUGUGAAGUCAUUUGUUGAGAAAAAAAUCAGUAAUAUCUUCCAGAAUUGAAGUUCUCUUCAAUUCUCAAGUUCAGUUCUCUUCAAUUCUCAAGUUCUCUUCUGAAAUAUUCUUGCUAAACUAUGGACAUAUGGCAUUUAAAAACCCUUCUUCCUUCUCUGGAAUUUAAGACUCAGGGUUGGUUGGCAUUCAGAGUUUAGUCAAUGUCCAGUAAUUCAUAGAAACCCUUUGUCCCAUACUGACUGAAUACAGAGGGAAAUAAUGUUCUUCUGUGGAUUUGAAGUAUCCUUCUGUGCAAAAUUUUAAAAAUUGAUGGUUAAAAUAGUCUAUAGCAACAUCAGCAAUUGUUAGGCUUGAAGCUUCUGUGAUUUUUUUCUUAUUAAGCAGUAAGACGUGUAGCUGUAAUUGUCAUGCUUACAACAAGGGACCUUGGAUGUUUCCUGAUUAAGGAGCUCAGUAAUUGCCCUGCAGCUGAGUGUCGUUCUGCUAGUAGGAAAUGGGUUUCUUUUUCUCCUGAAGUAAAUGAAACAUAAAAUUCUCUGCUUGAAGCCAUAGGGAAACUAUGAGACAAGCAGGUUGAGCUCUUCAUGUGUGAAGCCACUUCGUGGAAGUUGACACAAGACUUGAAUCGCAUGGUGCUGCUGGUGCUCGAGUGUAAGCGGUCGCUCUUUUGCUGCACAGGUGUCAGAGGUAAAUACAGAAUAGCCUAAUGAAUAGUUUUGCUGAAGUGUAUGUCCUACUCUUGCAAAAGAAAAAAAAAAUCACGCUAAGUAUUCAGACACCAUCCUCACUAUCCAGCUCAAGUCUUCACUAGGCAGGUAGUGCUAUAUGGAGAUCUGCUUUGACAAGAACAUUGUGCUUACAAGUGUCAUCUAGGAAGCUUCACGUUCUAGUCUUAGGGCUGAGUGAAAGAUUCAGAAAGAGAUCAGAUUGGGGCAUCGUGGAGAUAUGGGCAUUUUCCCUCAAAAGUGAUAACUCUCCUUGAUAAGGUUCCUACCCCUUUCCAGGCAGCCUGACCUUAGGUAUCUAAUAUGUUUGGAAAGUUCUGAGCUGUUGCUGUCGCUCUUCACUGACCCACUGCAGGACAUCAUUCCCCUGGGCACUGCUAUUCCCUCAUCUCUUGAGUUUUUAGAGUGAUUGCCUGUGUUUGUGUGCUUUGGUGCUAUGAUCUUUCCCAAUGUCUGCAGCAUGAAUGACAAACAUAUGUAACAACUCUGUCUGUCUCCUGUCUGCUCCAGCAAAGCAGACGGUGAUCCAAGCAGAGCUUGCUGGGGUGGAGGUAUCUGAGGAGGUGGGAAAUACUUGCAGGUUUUUUCUGCUGUUCUGGAUUUUUUGAGCAGCAACAGAAAUAUGGGAGAUGAAGUUCUGGACUGAGUCUCAAACAGAAGGCUAUUUCAUAUGGAAAAAUAUUUUUAUAUUACAUUUGUACAGAUUUUCCCUAUUUUGGUGUCCCCAAAUUUUUAAGGAUAUGCACAUUGCUCAAACUUGAUUUGUUUUGCAGGAUGUUUUAAAAUGUGUGUUAUGUUUGCUAAUGUAUUGCAAAUGUAAAGCUAAAUUUUGCAUGUCUAAUAAACAUGCACUGUGGCAGUAUGUGUGUUGUUUGGCUAACUUGAAGUCAUUGCUUAAUGAAUAAGAAAGGAAACUUGAGUCGUGAACGUCUCUUGAGCAUAAAUGAAUGUGUGGAGUGUGUUUAUUUUAAAAGGGCUUAACUAAGUAAUGACAAGGAGUACUUGUUGAUGACAAAGGUUGGAGUUAAAUAAAGUUCAGCUUAGUAUAUGGUGUUCUCAGGAUUCUUUUAGUGUUGUGAUCUUAAAAUAAUUAAGUUUUUUUGUCAUCUUUUGGCUAUGGGCACUCAUACUGGUGUAAAAUGGGCUUAAGACUUGGUUACUGUCAUCUGAUACUUACGUCUCUGUGAGAUGAGAGUCUGAGUCUUUGUGUAGGAAUGUAUUUACGUAUUUCUGCCGCAGUUAGUCCUUACAGUGAAUAUGAAAAUAGUUUUGAAAAAGACUGAGAACAGCUUCAAGAUUCUACGUUUAUGGACCAUUAGAAUUUCUGGGAGCUUUGUUUUACCCGUGGUAGCACUGAAGAACAGAUGGUUACAUCUCUAGGGGACCUGCUGGGAGCAUUUUAAGCUUUAGGGGCUGGCUUUAGGCAUCUCCACUUGUCAAUGUGUGUUGAUGUUUUGUUGCAAACUUUCUGCUUCCUUUCGAGCUGUUUUGCAAGUUGGAUUGUUUCAGGUGCAAAGGGAAAUGUAUUUUUCUAGAAGAAUGAAUGUAUCUGGGCUUUGUAUACUACAUAAAGCAUUUAAUGAACAUGAAAGUCUGUUCUCCUAUGAAAUAUAGUCCUAAAAUGUCUGAAAUGUGCUUCAUUUAAAAAAAAAAAGUCCUGAAUGCGCACUUCUACAUUUAAAUGAAAAAAAGUCCAAACACAAGGUGAAUGGAAUUCCGAAAUGUCUUUUCUACAGGCAAUAAGUAUUAAUUAUUUAAUGUAAGUUAUGUUAGACAUUUGGAGUAAGUGUGAUGAUAUCUUAUGUUAAUUUAAAGAAAAAUGUAUAUAAGUGGGAGGGGACUGAGAUUAGAAAGUAUUGUUGCAUAUCUCUGAAAUCCAAAUUUCUCUAGCUGAGUCCGUAUUUGCUGGCACUGAUCAUGUCCUGGCUAUUGGAGACCUGGACGAGAGUGAACAAUACACCUUUCUUUGUAAAUGGAACUUGGCAAUAAAGAUGGUGUUACUGAGAA